UGACCACAAAGUCGUUGAGAGCAGACCGAAAAAUGCUGUUUUUAAUAUAUUUGUUCGUCGCUGUAUCAGCGUUGGUGGCAUAUUUUUUGCACUACAAUUUGAAUUAUUGGAAAAAUCGAGGAAUACCCCAAGAUCCACCACAUCCAUUCUAUGGAAAUAUGGUCGGAUUUAGAAAAAAUCGUAUAGUUCACGAUAUUUUUAAGGAGUACUACAACAAAUUUCGAAAGACAAAUCAUCCGUUUGUGGGCUUCAGUUUCCUGCAAAAGAGGAGCGCCUUUGUAAUGGAUAUCAAACUGGCCAAGAAUAUUUUAAUUAAGGAUUUCACAAACUUUACUGAUCGCGGACAGUUCCACAAUGAACGCGAUGAUCCUCUGACUGGACAUCUCUUCAAUUUGGAUGGCAAACGUUGGAAAGAGCUGCGCCAAAAACUAUCGCCCACCUUCACAUCUGGCAAAAUGAAGUUCAUGUUCCCAACUAUUAUCAAAGUAUCUGAGGAGUUCGUACGUGUCAUGUUUGAUGAAGUGCCAGUUAAAUCCGGCGGGUCUAUUAUCGAAAUCAAGGAUCUUAUGGCUCGUUUUACAACUGACGUUAUCGGCACAUGCGCUUUUGGAAUUGAAUGCAAUACUCUUCGCACUCCCGAAUCUGACUUCCGUAAAAUGGGUCAAAAGUUCUUCACCGAAACCCGACACGGAACUUUAUUAUCGGGUUUGAUAUUCAGUUUUCCUAAUCUGGCACGAAAGCUGCGAAUGCGCGUGAUUUCUGAGGAUGUCCACCAGUUCUUCAUGGGAUUGGUUAAUGAAACCGUCGCAUACAGAGAGAAGGAAAAUAUCAAACGGAAUGAUUUUAUGGAAAUGCUAAUUGAACUGAAGCAGAAAGGUAGUUUUACGAUGGAUAAUGGCGAGGUGGUUACAGGAUUGGACGUUGGUGAACUGGCAGCUCAAGUUUUUGUAUUCUAUUUGGCCGGCUUCGAGACCUCCUCUUCAACAAUGAGCUACUGCUUAUAUGAACUGGCCCAGCAUACAGAUAUUCAGCAGAAGUUGAGGGAAGAUAUUAAGAAUGUUCUGCAGCAACACGAUGGAAAACUGACCUACGAAAGUAUAAAGGCUAUGAGAUAUUUGGAUCAGGUUAUAUCGGAAACUCUUCGCCUGUAUACGCUUGUGCCUUUCUUGAUGCGCAAGGCUCUUAGCGAUUAUGUUGUUCCCGGUAAUUCCAAAUAUAUUAUAGAGAAGGGGACUCAAGUUAUGGUGCCCGCAGCCGCUUAUCACCGAGAUGAAGACUUUUAUCCCGAUCCGGAGAAAUUCGAUCCUGAUCGAUUUUCAGCAGAGAAAGUUGCAGCUCGAGACUCUGUUGAAUGGUUGCCCUUCGGCGAUGGUCCCAGAAAUUGUAUUGGCAUGCGUUUUGGCCAAAUGCAAUCACGAGUUGGCCUGGCCCAGUUGAUACAGAACUUCAAGUUCUCAGUGUGUGAGAAGACCGAUAUACCUCUUAAACAUGACCCCAAGUCGCUUGUGCUGGGCACAGUUGGCGGCAUUUAUCUGCGAGUGGAGCGAGUUUAAGAUUACAACGCAAAAAUAUUGUUAUAUUAUUAUAGCUGUUUACAAUUAUUUGUGUAAUAACCCACAAAUUCUCAAUGUAAAUAUAUGUAAAAGAAAUAAAGGAAUAAAUCAGCAUAAUACAUACAAUUAUUAAUUAUAA
Drosophila grimshawi is the source of this 1692-nucleotide messenger RNA. RefSeq names its product cytochrome P450 6a2. The coding region runs from base 33 to 1553 and encodes 506 amino acids. The transcript has 2 exons. The record is from RefSeq and is a predicted model, not a curated record. Gene Ontology annotation, molecular function: iron ion binding; heme binding; monooxygenase activity. Lineage: Eukaryota; Metazoa; Arthropoda; Insecta; Diptera; Drosophilidae.